CACGCAUCGCGGCUCAGAGUGACACACGCGUGGACGUGCCGCCAGCUGAGUUAGCCAAGCACUCCCGAUGACAUUUAUUUAUUUAUCUGUUUAUCUUAAACUCCGACUGUCCAGCCUCCAGUCAGACCAGCUCUCUUUUUUAUUUUCUUGGUUGUUGUUGUUUUUUUGUUGUUUUUUUAAAUACAUGAAGAAACGAGCAGGCAGGAAAGGUGUUACACAUCUGGAUCAUACCAACGCAUCGGCUCGUGCUGCCCGGGCCACCACAGACAUGAGGAUUUCUCCUCCCGCUGCACAUAAAUGAUGAACACACCACAGGACCGCCACUGUUGAUAGCUGUCAGAUUGGCUGCCACUUCAGAUCUGGGAUCUGGCAAUUGAAGCAAUUAACAAGGGGGCAAUAAUGAAAAACUGUCACAAACUGAAAAGAACAAGUCUGUUUCUUUGAUUAUGCAAGGCUGAAAAAGGAAAAAAAAAGAUGAGGAUACCAUCACCAGACUCUGUGCGUGGAUAUAAGCAUGGGGACACUGGAGCGUGGUUUGCUUUCUCUAUGGCUUUGCAUAAACCCAGAUGCCUCCCCUCCCUCUUGAUGAGCGCAUAGUGGUCAUUCAGCGCCCUAAAAACGUAGCCUUGUGUGAGACUUCCCCACAAACCAUCCCGCAGCAUUCCUCUCAAAUAUCAGCCUCCUCUAAUGGACAAAUCGCCCACCCUCCUCAUCUCCACCCUUCUCAGUCCCAUUUCUACUCACCCUCCUGUAAAUCUCUGACUCUGGAAUGCAAGCGCAGAUCCUCCCGUGUGCAGAAAUUCAAGUGCGACCAGCCUGUCAUCCCAGCGGGUGUCGGACACAUCCCUAGCCACUGCCAUAGCAAUGGCACUGUAACUCUUGGCCCACGACUUCCCUCCCACACACAUACUAUUGAUAUCAGGGUGACAGUGGACAAAGGAGGACGGGCAGGAGGAUUCAGCAACUCGUUAGGGCGCAGCGGAAGUGUAAAAGGUGGCAAAGGGAAAUGUGCUUCUUCACAGUCGGAUCAAGGACAAUGUGAGAGAAAAACUGGAACUGCAGGGAGGCCAGGUGGAGGCGAACACAAGUCACAGCGAAGUCGCCAUAGUCAGCUGUCAUCUUCCCCCGGAGGCGUCUUACAAUUCGUCCCCGCUCAGACGCAGCAGCAUAAGUUCAGGAGUGAAAAGGAAAACACUAGUUUUCUUAACAGAAGUGACCAUGAAUUUCCUUCUCUAACUUAUAAAAACAAUUCCAAACUGGGAACUGUCCAUCAGAGCCAUAAUAGUAACAGUCUGCCCUACCACCACAACUCCGUCCCUGUGCCUCAUGCUGCCAUCCUAAACUCCAACUAUCCCUCACCCCCUCCCUCCCAACCCACCCAUGUCCCCAUUUCCUUUCAGCAACUCAGCCAGCCACACCCGUCCCGCAAUAGGGAUCACCGCCCUCACAUUCUUCAUGGUCUGCCCCUCUCCCCCUGCUCCUCCCACGCCGGAGGGUUCCCCAGCCCUGACCAUACCUGUACUAUUGACUGCACCCACCCAUUCAGUUGCGGCUGCUGGAGGUUGGUAAGAUGCAGAGGGUGUAAGGGACACUCUGCUGGCUUCCAAGGAGGUGGAGGAAGCUCUUCCACCUCGUUUUCCUGUGUUCACAAUGUCGGAGCAGUGAAGAGAGGAGGCAAAGAAAUGGGCCUGAGAAAUCUGGGUGGGUGUUUGUCCACCACCUCCACCUCCAACACCUCCUCUUCUAAUAGCACUGUGUCUGACUGCCGAGCCACCCUGUUCAAACCUCUCCGCUGUGCUUCCUGCUCUGGUGAGGCCAGAAACUUCGAGAGUCCUGCUAUCCUUCGUAAAAAACUUGUAGGAGGAUGCCUGCCCUGUGCCCCGCUGUCGUCCUCGGCCCCUCUCCGGGCAAUACAGAGCUGCGUCACAGGCUGCAACCCCAAAGCCUCUCAGACAGGCAGCUCCACCUGCAGCUACUGCAGUAGCGACCCCAUAGUGGUGACAUUCAACCCUCGCCGAGGCAAACCCCCUGGAAGAGGCAUAGGAGCAGCUCACCCGAUGGGUAUGUUCCAAGCCGAUGAUGAUGACUACAGUGUGCGCACGAUCUGGCCUGAAGAACUGGCCAAGAAGAUGACCCAUUCUAAAGCCCAAAAGAAUCACUGUGCCGGGAUGGGAGUAGGAGUCGGGAAGACCUGUGCAAGCCAGGCCCAAAAUGGCAGUAACGGAACAGGCCUUGUCCUUUUGGACUGUCAAAACCUCCAGGAAUACACACAGUCUCAGCUAACAGAUCAUGCUGGCCGACGGCGGCUUCAGCAAGGAAAAAUGGCUGCCCUUGAUUUUAUGGGCUGCAGGUCUGGCUCUGGGUAUGAUGAAGGCCGGAACUCGCUGAAGAGGCUCUUGAAUAAAGCCGAAGAUAUGGGAAUGGGCGAUGGUCCUGAUCAAGACGGAGAUGCAGCAUAUCCAUGUUCCCCCUCUCCCCGCUCUGCCUCCCCACCGUCACCUGUGUCCUUUUCGCCUCCACCGUCUGCCCCGAGCACACUCAUCAAACCCAGACCCUGGCAGAGAGAAAGGGAGGGAGGACAUUCACUGCCGUCGGCUCAGUCACUUCACCUGGCUCUAAAUUCCCUUAACAGAGAGCAAGAUGAGGAGAACAGCAGAAUGCACCUUUCUCUGCCGCUCUCCUCCUCAUUGCCAGCUUCUCUGUCCGAUGAAAGUGCAAUGACUCCUGAUGCGGAGAAUGCCGUGGUCAGCCCCAUCCUGCCCUUCCUGUUUCUGGGGAACGAGAGAGACGCCCAAGACCUGGACCUGCUGCUGCGCCUCAACAUCGGCUACGUGGUCAACGUGACCACACACCUGCCCCUCUACCACGUCAACUCUGGACUGCGCUACAAAAGGCUGCCAGCCACUGAUAACAGCAAGCAAAACCUUCGACAAUACUUUGAGGAGGUUUUUGAGUUCAUUGAGGAGGCAUAUCAGAGUGGACAGGGAGUGUUGGUACACUGCCAGGCAGGUGUGUCCCGUUCCGCAACCAUCGUUAUCGCCUACCUUAUGAAGCACACCCUCAUGACAAUGACAGAUGCCUACAAAUACGUGCGGAGCCGUCGUCCAGUGGUGUCCCCGAAUCUAAACUUCAUGGGUCAGCUUUUGGAGUUCGAGAGGGACCUCAACUCUGGGGUGACUCCUCGUAUCCUGAUGCCUAAACUUAAUGGUGUGGAGACGCAGGUGUGAAAAAGUCAGCUUACCGCAUGUGAAGAAGAGAGAAACCAGAGAGAUUAAAGUGGCAUUAAUGAGUGUCAAAGAAAGAGUGCAGCACAUUUUAGAAGAGAGACAUGAUGAGGAAUAUUACAGCUGGAAAAUGUUGGUGUGUUGGGCAAUUAGUGCACUUUUAAUACUGUGAGACAAAAGACUGGAUGCUUCAUUUGUUUAAGUAGUAACCCUUAGACAACAUGAUCAUCAUCCAGUAUGCUGUUUAUAAGAUAAUGUGCCAAUAUUUUGUAUAGAUCUAACAUCACUCUCAGAUAUCUUGUUUCUUUUUUUUUUUCUGAUGCCUCUUCCCUUUUUUUCCCAGACGUUUACACUCACAGCCACACACAGAAUUACACUGACUCUGUUGCCAUUAAUCAUAAAUGCAUGCAGACUGGGAAUGCAAACAUGGAAAAAGUUCUCUGGUAAUGUCUUACUUCAUUUACAAAACCACUGUUUCCACCACAUGUAGCAACACACAGAUUUUUACAAUGCACUUUACUUCCCACGCAUUUGUUUUUCGUUAUCACCAACUGAAUUGUCACAAGGAUGAGAAUUUGUCACACGGACCACAGUCACUGUUUUUGGUUAAUAUUAUCAUGUCUAUGGGUUUAAACCUAUUUUGAAACUGUGCAAUAGAGCGGCAUGGGCCUAGCAGGCAGCACUGAGUAGCAUUAUCCUGAACUUAUCACUAAAGGGGCAAACAGCUCAUGGAAAUGUGUAAGUAUGGUUUUAUUUCAGUGGUGCAGCCUGUAUAUUAGAAAAGUAUUGCAAGUCUGAAAUAAUGCUGUCUUCUGAUGAGGCAUUCACAGUUCUGGAAUAACAAUAUAAUACAAGUACAGCUGUCAUUAACACAGUGUUAAUGUGUGUCAAUAAAUAAAAAAUAAAUUUCAAUAUGCAGGUUAGUACACUGAAAUAAGCUCAUUAUGAACACAUUUACAGCAGAACUGAAACCACAACUCAACAGUACUUUCAGAGAUUUUUUUUAUUUUCAUGCACACUAUGAUUUACAGUACAUUUGACUGGAGUUGUGGAUUUGCAGGCAUUGUCCUGCUGUGAUAAUGUGCUUUAAAACAGCAGACCUUCUCCAACUGUGCACUAUUUAUUUUGUUUUAAAUUCAUAAGAGAAAUGCAUUAUUUUUAUUAUUUUUUUAUGAUGUAAAUUUUUUUUCUUAAUCAGUGUUUAGCAUGAAACCGUCCUGUUACGGUGCGCAGACAGAUAUUUCUUAAACUUUAAAGAGCACAUGGAAGUUUGAUUUGUUGGCGAUGACACAGAAACAGUAAAGAGGUAACAUGCCUUACCUGUCUGCUUGGAAACAUAGAGCCAAACUUAUUCCGUGUGAAGGUGAAAAAAGUGUGAAACUAUAUGCUUUUUUUUUGUAAAUCUUGAUUUCAAAUUUAGGUUACAAGUGUUAUUUCCCACAGUAGCAAAAAAGGGACUGACAACCAAGUACCAAUUUGAAAAACACUUACACUAUCUUACCUAAGUGAUGAACACACUUAAAGCCAAAUCUACUUGAUAUUUAGUUACUUUAAUACCUUUGUGAAGGAGUGUGAAGGUGAGCUGAUUAGUUGUUACUCCCUAACUGUUCUUUUGCCUUAUUGUCCUUUCUGAACUUCUUAACUGUGUCCCACAUGACUAUGCAUUAUUUUUAUUAUGAAGAGUUUGGUUUGAUAAGAGAAGGUCACUUGAUUCACUGUGAACUCUUCCUCUGUAUUGUUAAGGCUAAGACCUGAGUUCUGUUCAGUACACAUAAAAUCACAGUUGUAGGUUCAAUCUGCACCAUGGCUAUUAUGGUAAAGGGUUAGCAAAAAACAUUACUGAACUUACGAAGGUAUGAAAAUGGCUAGAAACUUUAACAAAACAGCUAGUGGCUCAUAAAUGAGUUAUAAUGUAUAAAGUUAGUGCAGAUGGCCCUCUGCGUUGUGCAGCAAUCUCUUAACGUUGGGGCUAUAAACAGUGUAAAACAAUGUGGUUCAAACUGCAGUGUAUCAUAGCUUUCUGUUAAAACUCCAUAUAAUAUCAAAUUCACUUUAACAGAAGAAGUCUGUUAGCUAACAAUGGGAAUUAUUUUGCACAUUUUUUAAACUGAUACUGUUCAAAUUUUUGAUAAUAUGCUGUUAAUAUAUAUUCAGUAAUUUGUGACUUGAGCAUUUGCAAAAAAAUGUAAAUAUAUUUUUUUGCUAGCAUUAAUUGUUAAACUGUCAAAUAUAAAAUUUUAAGAGAGACACUGUAGGAACAUGGGAUAAGGGGUAUGUGUGCUCUUAUUAUUUUAUUUAUUUGUGUUCUGUUCUUUUCGUCUGACAGGAACGCCUGGGCACUCUAAUGGUGCAGGGAUAUGCUUCUCUUAUUGAUUAAAGAUCAUUUGACAACCCAGAUUAAAAAGGGAAAGUACAGUAGUAGCUUGUGUGUCCAUAAAAACUCAAACAAAUCACAGAAGUAUAUGAGACUGAAUAUAAACGUAGAAGCUUAGUUUGUAUUUCUUUUUAAUUCUUAUCAUAUUUCCAGUGGCCCCCCUUCCCAGAUUUGAACUUGUGAUUAAGAAAACACCCUGUUACAAGUUCCUACAACCAAAAUGCCUUCAGUUUAGCCUUGUGUAAUUUGGUCCUCCAGUGUUGUCAUUAUUAAUAUGAAUUUGUAAAAUGAUCCUGAAAUCUGUUUGUUGGAUUUAUUUUCUGGUUAAGUGACUUUGAUAUAGGCUAUAUAUUUUUCUACAGUCAAUCUUCUGUCAAUCAUGUUGGGUAUGCACAUAUACUGUAACUGUGUAUUUACAGGUUUUUUUACAUGACUCUUUGUUUUUUAUGAAAGGCCGUUUUGGCAGAACGACAUCUUCCAACUCUGCAGUGACAAUAAGGAGAUUCAGCUGUGCUUUGCGUUGCAGUAUUACAGUUUCACUGUUAUCAGACCUCAGUAAACGUGGGUCAACAUACCGUAUUCCUGUUUUUACCUCUCGCCUUUAUUUCAGCUGGAGAGACUUCAACCAAACAUGCUGUUCACUCCUCCGGUCUCUCCAGCUCAGCUCACAGUAGGCGUAGUAUCGAUCAACCUUUGAAGAGGGCCUCUUGCUAUUGCUCCUUGAUUUUUAUACAGACUUUAUAUGCAAAAUGGCUGUCGAAGAAAUGUCUUUAAUUCCACGCUGUAUUGACUUGCUGUGCAGUUGAGUCAAUGCUGACCUCAGUCGUUUGUACUCGAGAGACACGUCGAAGGAAACUGAACAUUUUCUCUUUAAUUCGUAUAAACUGAAGGGCCAGUGUCUCUGUGAGUGUCAGUGUGUGUAGAAAUCUUCUGUUGAGAAGAGGAAAGUUGUUACUGUAUGUAUGAUACCUUUUUAAGGACAUUGUAUAUCCGUGCAUUGCUUAUUUGUGGGAACUGAAUCCUCAUUUUAAACCAAUGUGUUACUUCCUGUACCAAAUACUGAAUUUAAAGACAUUGAUUCAUAGCAGUGACGAUGAUGAGACGAUUCAAGAAAAAAGCAGAUCACCUCCUUCCUUCCUAACGGGGGUAAGAACUCUUCAGGUAUGACUAUCAUAGUAACGCUUUGUUGUUUCACCCUGCGGUCCUGCUUCCUCCAGAGACCCAAAAACUCAUGUUAUCUAACCUGUGAUGCUCCUCUGUCGCCCACUUCCUUUUCAUAAUGGAUUGUUUCUCUUAAGCAAAUGUAAUAUUUUCAUAUUGUAGUAACUGGUCCUUGUAUUUAGACAAUGUUUUUACCUUCAUGCACUGUGACUAAUACAAUGCUGCUAUAUCACAAAGACUUUUCUUUUGUACGUCACAUUUAGCUGAUGCAAAGUGGUGAAUAUCGCUAAAGGUGACCAGUACAAAGUGGGCUUAAAUAUGGAGGCCCUGCUUACAUCGUUCCAAUUAAAUCCAGGCUUCAUUGUGCUGCCUCGGUGCAGUGUAUUAAUCUCAGAGUGACUGUGUGCACAACCGUAGGAUCUGUUCCUGUUGGUCUUCCUUUAAAGCAUGAUAGAAAGAAAAGAGACUGUAAAAUGUAGCAGUAAAAUAUUUUUAAAAGCCCAUCUCAUUGUUCACUGUGGUUCAAUAAAACUGUGAUGUUGCUUUUUCUGCAACAGAGUUAAUUGUCAGAAAUUUUGUCUAGGUUGGGUCAUAUUGUUAUGAUUGUAUUUAGUUAUAGUAUGCGAAGAAAACAGGAAUAUUUGAGACCAAUCUAGACUCUGUAUUACAAUCACUUAAAAACUGUCGAGUUAAAACAUUAAUCCUGUAACUGAAACUUUGACAAGGUUCAUAUUUGUAUCACAUUUUGCUAUGUAUACUCAAAGUGCAUGUGUGUAUGCUGCAGUGUGGACAUGUGCGGCUAGAUUUGCUUUAACUUUUAAUUCACAAUUUAAGUGAAAUCAAACACAUCCGCAACAGAAUUGAACACAGAUUUCAAAAUAUUCAAACUAUUUUUUAGCCACAUUAGUCACAUGGCUCUAGGGAUGGCAGUGUUGGCCGGUAGCUUGGUCCACCACGCUGCUCCUGACUGAAAUACCUCAACAGCUGUUGGAUGGAUUGCCAUGAAACCUUUUACACCAUUCAUGGUUCUCUGAUGAUGAUUUGUAAAAGCUUGAAUCCUCUCUAGCACCAUCUACAUGUCUAGAACUCAGUUUAUCCAAUACUUUGGUUUAUAACUGUAAAAUAACAUUCCUACGAGCCUCAGCUGCACUUUGUGUUUAGUGCUAAUUUGAAAAUGUUAGCCUGCUAAUACGCUAAAGUAAGAUGUUAAACAUAUAGCCUGCUAAACAUCAACAUGCUAGCAUAAUUAUUGUGAGCAUGUUAGCAUGCUGACAUUAGCAUUCAGAAAUGAACAUUACAGAGAAAUGUGUCAAGUAAAUUUUACUGUGCACAUUAAGAUUAUUGUGAUACAAAUCUGCACAUUAUAACACAUAUUCAGAACCUGCACGGGUUUCAGUUGCAAGAUUUCUGUUGGUUUUAGCUCUAUGAGAAAAAAUAACUGGCAAAAAUAUUCAGUUUAAGUUCAUAGCAUCUACAGGAUAUGUAGUGAUGUCAAGUACUUUUAAAUUAGAAUUGGUAGACAAAAUUAAUACUGAACGAUGUCAGUAAUACAGAGUUUUAAACACACAUCCAUAGGCUAGAGAAAGAUGGAUUAGCCUUUUGUAUUUUAUUUGUUUGCUUCUGAGCUAAUAUGCCUGAAAUUAAAGUUUAUGAGAAACUGUAAUUAGAAUAUGUUUGGACCUGAUUUAAUUUGCCUCCUUAUAUAAAACAUAUUCUUAGCGUACAUAAGCUUUGAGGCUUAUGAACUUUGAGAAUCUCUCAGACUUAAAAGUAAAAAAAAAAACAUGCAUCUAUAAAUCAUCUUGUAGCACAAAAUAAUAUGCAAAAAAGUCAAGUGGAAUUCUACUGAAAUAUGCUUCAGAGAACCUGUAGAUAGCAAGUCAGCCAGUGUGAAGAUUAUUAUCUCAAAUAUACACAGGCCUACCAUGCACCCAUGGCUUCCCCGAGAGGAAUGAAGUUUAGAGGUUUAGAAAGUAACCAGUACAAAAGGUUUUGACAGCAGCAGGAUCUACCCCAUAGAGUCACAAGGAUGCAGAUGACAAGAAAAGGGAUGUGUGUGGGAAUUGAUCAUUGGUUUAGAUGUGGCUAUACUUGGCAUGAAGUCAAACUCCCAUCCAGGCAGAACAGUUGUGCAAUACAUAGGCACACCAGCUGCAUAAAAAAAAAGGUCUUUAUUGGAGGUUUUCUCUGGACAGCUGCUGCGCUGUGUGAGCAACAAACUCAGCUCACACAUGUACUUUCUCUUCCAUUUCUCGAUUGUUUAAUUAGCAGCUGAUUAAUCUGGUUCCUGUGUUGGUGACACGACUGAAGAUUUCCCAUCAAGGGAUUUAAUUGCCGUCUUGUCUUUUCUUUUGUUGGUUAUAGCUGAAUAUUAUAAUGUUACCUUAAUAGCAUCCUAAAUUGUGCAGUACAAAAACCUGAUGGCUGGAUUGUGAAGUUGUUCUCCAUGUUAAUUUCUAGUAAACACACUGGAACUGGCUCUUUUAAUAAAAAAAAAACCUGAGAAAUAAUAA
Molecule: messenger RNA, 9272 nt
Organism: Dicentrarchus labrax (European seabass)
Lineage: Eukaryota; Metazoa; Chordata; Actinopteri; Moronidae
Exons: 6
Coding region: 567-3227 (886 amino acids)
Biological process (GO): protein dephosphorylation; negative regulation of JUN kinase activity
Cellular component (GO): cytosol; cytoplasm
Molecular function (GO): protein tyrosine/threonine phosphatase activity; MAP kinase tyrosine/serine/threonine phosphatase activity
Source: RefSeq, a predicted model, not a curated record